AUGUUGGUUAGGGGGGGAAAGCACGGCUUUUUGUGCAAUGUCACUGUUGCACGGCUCCAGCGCCGCAUCGUAAAGGGUGCAACACCAGCCUGCGUGUGGGACAAGGUGUGCAACGAAGAGGACCUUCAACGGUUGGCCAUUGGCCUGUGGCGGCGACCCUGCAUUUAUGAGAUCAAGGAAAACCCAGUGUCUGCACCGGGACCCGCCAUCGGCUUAAUUUCCGCAAAUUUCGGCACGAAAUCUCGGUAG
This is a messenger RNA of Cordyceps militaris CM01, 249 nucleotides long. RefSeq lists its product as uncharacterized. The record is from RefSeq and is a predicted model, not a curated record. The transcript has 2 exons. Lineage: Eukaryota; Fungi; Ascomycota; Sordariomycetes; Hypocreales; Cordycipitaceae. The coding region runs from base 1 to 249 and encodes 82 amino acids.